AUGACAGCUGCAAUACGUAUACUAGCAUAUGGAUUUUCGGCUGAUCAUUGUGAUGAGUACCUUAAGAUUGGCGAGAGUACUGCGAUUGAGAGCUUGAAGCACUUUUGUGAUGCCGUCAUUGUGUUGUAUGAGGGACAAUAUCUCCGCUCACCUAACGAACAUGACAUUGCAAGGCUGCUUCAUGAAGGUGAGGAGAGAGGUUUUCCAAGAAUGCUUGGCACGCAUAGGGGGCAUCACAAUAAACCUACUCUUAUACUAGAGGCAGUAGCAUCAAAGGACCUUUGGAUAUGGCAUGCUUUUUUUGGAAUGGCAGGCUCCCAUAAUGAUGUGAAUGUCCUAGAACAUUCCCAAAUUUUUGACAACUUCAUCCAUGGAAGAAUGCCUCCGGUUAAUUAUGUGGUGAACGAGCACCAGUAUACAAUGGGAUAUUACCUCGCGGAUGGUAUAUAUCCGCAAUGGGCAACCUUAAUCCAAUCCAUUCAACACCCGACAAUGGUAAAAGAGAGGUUGUUUUCUCAAAAACAAGAGGCGGCGAGGAAGGAUGUUGAACAAGCGUUUGGUGUGUUGCAGUCCAGAUGGGGCAUAACACAAGGACCAGUCCGUUAUUGGAAAAAAGAUGACUUUUGCAAAAUAAUGAAAACUUGCAUAAUACUACACAAUAUGAUCAUUGAAGACGAGGGUGGCGCUGAUAUUGAAAGCUGGAGACCUCCGCCGGACGAGGCUAUCUCCCCUACAGAAUACACUCGAAACCCCCAGGUUUUGGCAGCACAUGUCUUCUCUCGCCUUCGUAGAAUUCGCAAUAGAGAGACAAAUGCAAUGCUUAAAGUCGAUCUCAUGGAACAUUUGUGGAAUCAUUUUGGUGAUCAAGCUAUUUCAAAUGUUACUGCAUUUCUCUAUUUGCCAUUCAAGCUUAAGCAAAAUGUUUUGGUGAUCAUGCAAUUCAAAAUGUUAGUCCAUUUCAAUAUGUUUAAUCAACACUUUGUUUAG
Molecule: messenger RNA, 987 nt
Organism: Rhododendron vialii
Lineage: Eukaryota; Viridiplantae; Streptophyta; Magnoliopsida; Ericales; Ericaceae
Exons: 2
Coding region: 1-987 (328 amino acids)
Source: RefSeq, a predicted model, not a curated record